UUGUUCACAACACUGCCUUUGUCGCUCGGCGAAUUGAUUUACGUUUCACUCAGAAUAUCCAAGAACAUUUAACAGUUUUAGGACUAAUAUAGUGAAAAACAAUUGCUGAACGAUUUAACGUUGCGCCAAAGCUAAUUAAAUUUGUUUUGCUCUUCGAAAAAUCGUUCAACUAAAUCCUAUUGUUUAGAACAUUAAAAGUUCCGAGGAGUGUUGUUUUUUUUCUUUUUGUUCUUCUUUUUUAGGUAUAAUUAAAAAUGUUCCCAAAUUUCGAUUUUGGUCCCAAAAUUAAAGCAAAGUGGAUUGCUUUAUAAGAAAGCCGCAAAGCUGGAAGAACAGCUUGAGAAAGAGUGGGCACUGCAGAAUGAUCACGCCGGACCGAGCAACCAGUCACCGGUUGUGCAAUCUGCUGAAGAUGUUGCUAUGAGUGACCCCUAUGAAGAGCCUAUGGCGUCUAUGGAAGAGGAGUAUUUGAACGAAAACGGUUACGAUGACGACCGUAUCAGCGAUGAAGGAUCCAUCCACAACGAAGAUACCGACGGCGAAGAGAAUUUGGAGGAAGAGUAUUUGGAGGGAGAGUUUUUGGAGGAGGCGAGCCUGGAAAUUGAUCCAGAAAGCGCGAAGCUACGAGACUCUUUGCGAACUUGGUUGAUUCGCAUUAAAGUUGCUCGUAGCAAUAGUUUGCUUGCAAUACUGCGAAAAGCAUCUUCUCUUUCUGCUUUUUCAUCUCUUACGCAGGAUGUUAGGACAUUACUGAAAGCUCCGGUGAACGUCAGCCAGCAGAUAACUAAGGUUCCAGCUGGAGGUGAAAUUUGGUACCAAGGCGUUGAAUGUUGUUUUCAGCAUUAUUUCCGUGGCGUGGACGUAUCAGAAGAUGAAUUUGAGCUGAAUCUUUCAGUGGAUGGAAUACCCAUUUAUAACCGCAGCGCUAUACAGAUGUGGCCUAUACUGAUGCAGUUGCACAAUAUGCCGAAUGUUCCUGUUAUGGUGGUAGGGAUAUUUUGCGGCACUUCAAAACCAUCCGAUGUUGAGCCUUUCCUGAGACCUUUAGUGGAGGAACUUAAUAGGCUACAUGAUAACAAAAUGACUCUGAAUGGCAAAAAAAUAUCUGUUUCGGUUAGAGUUAUUAUCGCUGACUCGCCUGCACGUGCAUUUAUUAAACAGGUUUGCUACUACAACGGAGUACACGGGUGCUUAAAAUGUAAAUGCUGUGGAACUUCCCUAAAAUCUCCAAAAAAAGUUAUUUUCGAGGAUACAAAAGCACCACCAAGAACAAAUAAGGAAUUUCGAGAUGAAAAACCCAGUUCUACAGGCCACCGGAGAGGUAACACACCUCUUACGGAUUUAAAACGAUUCGACAUGAUAAAAGGUAUAGCUACUAGUGAUUUACUACAUUUAAUACAAUUAGGUAUAGUUUUCAAACUUCUGCUAGGCUGGGUCGAAGGAGCUCUUGCUCCUUUUAAAAAAUGGUGCAAAGAAGAUAUUAUUGAAAUAUCAGAAGAGCUUAUCAGCAUAUUAUUGCCCUCAGAAAUUCAUAGAAAAUUUAGGUCCCUUAAUUUUCUAUGGAUUUCUGCAAAGUGCAAAUACACUUUUGGAAAGGUACAGAAUUUGGUAGUUUUUUGCAUUACGCAGGUAUAG
Messenger RNA from Anopheles gambiae (African malaria mosquito), 1635 nucleotides. RefSeq lists its product as uncharacterized. The record is from RefSeq and is a predicted model, not a curated record. NCBI's taxonomy places the organism in Eukaryota, Metazoa, Arthropoda, Insecta, Diptera, Culicidae. The transcript has 4 exons. The coding region runs from base 421 to 1635 and encodes 404 amino acids.